UCCCUUCCAAAACCACCCUUUGCCGCCCCCACUCUCCCCUCCUCUCCUCCCUUUAAAACCCCUCUCCAUUCGAGGACUCAGUCAUCUCCCCCCUUUCUCUCUAUCUCCUACCUCCUUCCUUCAUUCACCUCUACGAAAGUUUUUUGAGUCUAAUGGCUAAAAGCAAAAGAAACACUGCAACCAGCGAGAUCACCACAGCCAACAAUAACGACAGCACAAAUAACAAUGGUGGCAAGAUGAAGAGGACAAGAAGGAGUGUGCCGAGGGAUUCUCCUCUGCAACGUAGCUCCAUUUACCGGGGCGUCACAAGGCACCGGUGGACGGGCCGAUACGAGGCCCAUCUAUGGGACAAGACCUGCUGGAAUGAAUCCCAAAACAAAAAAGGAAAGCAAGUUUAUCUUGGGGCUUAUGAUGAUGAGGAAGCAGCAGCCCGUGCAUACGACUUGGCGGCAUUGAAGUACUGGGGCUGUGACACCAUACUAAACUUUCAGCUAUCGACUUACGAAGAAGAGUUGAAAGAAAUGGAAGGGCAGUCCAAGGAAGAGUAUAUUGGAUCCUUGAGGAGGAAAAGCAGUGGGUUUUCAAGAGGAGUCUCAAAGUACAGAGGUGUGGCAAGGCACCAUCACAAUGGAAGAUGGGAAGCUCGGAUUGGCAGGGUUUUCGGUAACAAAUACCUUUAUCUUGGAACCUAUGCAACACAAGAAGAGGCGGCGAUAGCGUAUGACAUGGCGGCGAUCGAGUAUCGCGGGCUCAAUGCGGUAACCAACUUCGACCUCAGUCGCUACAUUAAAUGGUUGCGUCCGAAUCAUGAUGGUUCUAAUGCUAGCCCUAGCAUUGAUCCUCUACCCAACCCGGCGUUAGCUGAUCAUACAUGUGAUGUUCAACAAAGUUUUCAUCAGCAUCAGCAAAGUGUUGGGGAGAUCUCUCAAUUCCCUGAGCAAAGAGCCAGUGGUGUGGCGGCAUCAUCUGCGCUUGGGUUAUUGCUGCAAUCACCAAAGUUUAAGGAGAUGUUGGAGAGAACAUCAGCAGCAAGUGGCUCGUCCUCUUCGCCCAAAUUUGAUAGCAAGCCAUCUCGAUGCAGCUUCCCGGAUGACAUACAAACAUACUUUGAAUCCCCUGACAGUGGAAGCUACACCGAGGGAGAUGAUGCCAUCUUUGGGGAGCUGCACGCAUUUACAUCCUCGAUGUUGGAGUUCGAGCUCGACGUAUAAAAGCUUUGAAUAUCUCUCAAUUUUGAUUCAUCUUCAUUACUCCAAAAAAAAAAACAUUACAGUUCGGUCAUUGAUUCUUUCAAGGAAAAAUAGGUUUGCCUUUUUUUUUUUUGUCUCUCUUUCUCUCUCUCUAACUAAUAGGAGGAAGAAAAUGAGUGGGGGAGAAUUAGAUGGCAACGAUUGCAGAUUACCAGGAUGUGUUUGAGCUAAUGAUUGAUUUAUUUGUUUUUCAGCUAUGUGGAUUGAGAUUCUCUGUCUCCCAUUCUAAAAAUAAUGACAAAUGGCAGCUAUUGAAGCUAUUCCAACUUUCACAACGCCUCUGAUGUAACGUUGGUAUUUUUGUUAUCUUUUACUCUCAGGAAGUUUCCAAGGCAGAUGAUGGAAAUUUAAUUACUAUAAUAUACAUCUUUCAUGGGCCAAUGCUCUUUGUGGCUUCUUAGGGG
Molecule: messenger RNA, 1654 nt
Organism: Phoenix dactylifera (date palm)
Lineage: Eukaryota; Viridiplantae; Streptophyta; Magnoliopsida; Arecales; Arecaceae
Gene: WRI4
Product: Integrase-type DNA-binding superfamily protein
Biological process (GO): regulation of DNA-templated transcription
Molecular function (GO): DNA binding; DNA-binding transcription factor activity
Source: RefSeq, a predicted model, not a curated record